CAACAAUCGAUCGGUCAAAUUUCUACAAACAAAAGUCUGCGUCGCAUAUCGUCGCGAAAUCAACGCGUUGUAAUUCGUUCGCGCCAGUCACAUCAAGGCCAGCAAGAAUAAUCGCAGUCCGAGGAAGAGAGCAUGAACGGUUACCUAAUGACGCACCGCGACGCGUCAUUUUAUCUCGGAGUCAUUUCCGCGGGAUGCCGCAGUAUCCUUUCGAAUCGCGAGCGUUUGUGCGGCGCGCGGCUGCCUUGUCCGCGCAAGUUUUGUCAAAAGCACAUCGGCGUUACGGGCGAAACGAUGAUACGUCGGUGGACGACGACGAUCGUCUUCUUCCUCUUGGCGGUGCGGUUCUUCGUGUCUGUUCAUUCGCAGCACAAGGACCACGAGAGCCUCUGCGAGUCUCAGCAGACCUGCUCGAGCUGCCUGCAAACGCCACGAUGCGCCUGGUGUUCCAUGACGAACACGAGUGUUCCUCUGUUGCGUUGCAUGUCCAGAGAAACGUCCUUGAAGAGAGGUCGCCUCUGGUGUCCCGAAUCGAACGUGGUACACUACAAAAAUGAGAUGACCAAGGUGGACGAUCGACCUUUGUCCUCUAUCAAGGGCAAGGAACUCAUUCAGCUGCAACCUCAAGCGAUACGCUUGCGUCUUAGACGAGGGGAGGAGCAACGCGUGAUUCUGAAGUACAGACAGGCGGAAGAUUACCCCGUGGAUCUGUAUUACCUCAUGGACCUAUCCGCAUCCAUGGAGAGAUACCGGGCGCAAUUGUCGAAGCUCGGCCUGCAGCUGGCGAAAGCCAUGCAGAACCUCACGUCGAAUUUUCGCAUCGGGUUCGGCAGUUUCGUGGACAAGGUCACACUUCCGAUGACCAACACGCAGCCUGAAAAGCUGAAAGUUCCCUGCUACUUGGCCAACAAAAAGCCAUGCGCGCCGCCUUACAGUUACGUCAAUCAGAUGCCUCUGACGGAGAAUGUAAUGGAGUUUGAGACCGAGGUACAAAAGGCACCAGUCUCCGGCAAUCUGGACGGACCCGAAGGCGGACUGGAGGCGAUGAUGCAGGUCAUGGUGUGCACGAAGAAAAUCGGCUGGCGUCCAAAAGCGCGUCAUCUUAUCGUGUUCUCGACCGACGCGUCGUCCCAUAUCGCCGGUGACGGUAAGCUUGCAGGGGUGGUCGAGCCCAACGACUGCAAGUGCCAUUUGGACGAGAAAGGAGUCUACAAUUAUUUUCUCGAGCAGGAUUACCCGUCGAUCUCUCAGGUCAACCGAAAAGCGCGCGAGCAUAACAUAAACAUCAUCUUCGCAGUGCCCAGUGGAAAGAAUUCCACCUACUCGGACUUGAGUCGUGUUAUCAGCGGCUCCUCAACCGGAAUCCUUGAGGACAAUUCACAGAAUGUUGUUGAUUUAGUGAGCGGUGAAUAUGAGAAAUUGGUGGACACGGUGACGCUGAUCGACAACGCGCCGAAGAUGAUCGAUAUCAAGUACUUCUCCCGAUGUUUGAACAAAACCGGAGACCUGCUGGAACGUCGUGAAUGCGAGGGGCUUCGCGUGCAUAACAACAUCGAGUUUGAGAUUGUGCUUAAGGUUACAGAGUGCCCUAUGAAUCAGGAGGAUUGGAAGCAAACCGUGGUUAUCAAACCCAGAGACCUGAAUGAGAAUUUGAUCAUCGACGUGGAGAUUAUAUGCGAUUGCGAUUGCGAGAAACCUGGGAACUCGGGAUAUCGGCCGAAUGCCACGGAGUGCAAAGGUAAAGGCACCUCGGUGUGCGGUGUGUGUUCCUGCAAUCCCGACUUUUACGGGAAGCAAUGCGAAUGCAAGGUAAACGAGAUCCACGACGGCAAUGCGAUCUCGACCGCCGACUGCAAGCCCGACAACCAAACCGAUGAGAUCUGCAGCGGCCACGGCACAUGCAAGUGCGGUGUGUGCGAUUGCGACAGACGACCGAACCCGAAGGAAACGUUCUACGGCAAGUACUGCCAGUGCGACAAUUUCUCCUGCAAACGCAGCGGCGGCCAGGUCUGCGGCGGCAGGGGUAGGUGCGACUGCGGUACCUGCAAUUGCGACCCGGGAUGGGGUGGCGAGACGUGCGACUGCAAGGAGACCAACAGCACAUGCAUCCCGCCGUCGAACGGGAACGUCGAGAUUUGCAGCGGCCGCGGCGAUUGCAUCUGCGGCAGCUGCCAUUGUCAUGAGUGGAACAAUAUCCGAUACUCUGGCCAAUAUUGCGAGGAGUGUCCCACGUGUCCAGGACAACGGUGCGAGGAGCUCAAGGACUGCGUGGAGUGCACGGUGUACAAAACAGGGCGGCUCAUGAAAGACGGAAACUGCGGCUUGUGCUCGCACGACAUCGAUGUCGUCAAAGUCGUCGAGGAGGAUCCCAUGAAAGACGAGGAGACCGGCGCCCGCAUAUGCCGUACACCCGGUGACGAGGGCUGCACGUUUGUUUUUAAAUAUCAGUAUUACAGUAAUCGCGGGGACAUCAGGAUCUACAAGAUCCUAGCCGAAGAAGAGAGAACCUGUCCUGAACCCAUUAACGUCCUCGGUGUUGCGCUGGGCGUCGUCAUAAGCACCGUGGUCCUCGGUUUCCUGAUUCUCCUCAUUUGGAAGAUCCUCACGAUGGUGCACGACAAGAGGGAGUACGCCCGGUUCGAGAAAGAGCGCGCCCUCGCCAAAUGGAACAGGGAUGAGAAUCCUCUCUAUAAGCCAGCGACGACCACCUUCAGCAACCUCACGUACAACGCGAACGAGGAGUAAUUUGUAACUUAGACUCAUUGUGUGUGAUACCGCGGACUUUGGACACGAAAUAAGCUUUCAACUGCAUCUCUGCUGCGUCGAGAAUUAUCAUAACGCUUUGCACGCUCAUAAGAAGUCGGCGAGAAGUCGCUUCUUCUUCGGUGUGAUCAUUCUACAUAAGAAUAUGUACGAUCAUUUUUAUAUGUAGCUCUCGCGCACGCGCGAGGGCUGUUUAACUUAUUGUCUUACACUUUGAUGUUGCAACGUAUUGUAAAUAUAAUGACUAAACAAACGGAAGUAUACAAACACACACGCGCGAGAUGAGACAAAAUUAAUACUUGGAGUCUUGGAACUUUCACGACUAAUCAGUCGGCUGAUUAACCCUUAAGAGCCUACCAUCAAACAGCCAGAGCUAACCUUUCUUGUUAUUGUUUAUAGCAAAGUAUAUGCGAAAAUUGAUCUGUUUUCAUCAUAAUGUUGUCACUUUUGAUAGUGUAAA
Molecule: messenger RNA, 3223 nt
Organism: Harpegnathos saltator (Jerdon's jumping ant)
Lineage: Eukaryota; Metazoa; Arthropoda; Insecta; Hymenoptera; Formicidae
Product: integrin beta-PS
Exons: 15
Coding region: 133-2745 (870 amino acids)
Biological process (GO): cell-cell adhesion; integrin-mediated signaling pathway; cell-matrix adhesion
Cellular component (GO): cell surface; focal adhesion; integrin complex
Molecular function (GO): integrin binding
Source: RefSeq, a predicted model, not a curated record